Molecule: messenger RNA, 1845 nt
Organism: Giardia duodenalis
Lineage: Eukaryota; Fornicata; Diplomonadida; Hexamitidae
Exons: 1
Coding region: 1-1845 (614 amino acids)
Source: RefSeq, a predicted model, not a curated record
AUGCACCAGACCCCCUGCACAAGGCUCGAUUUCUUUCUACUCAACAAAGAGCAGAUCAUGCAGUGGGAUGCACAGAGGCUGAACGCUCCAGUAAGGUAUCUAAUUCCCACACCAACUAGGCCUGGUAAUGAAACGCGUAUCGAGCAUGGAAUUGUCUGCAGCACUGAUGCAAAUUGUAAUAACAAUGCAUCGGCAUCACCCUCAUCAGUAUGUCUUGCAGAGUCUUCUGCUUCCACCCAUCCAUCCUCACAACAGGCUGGAUCCAUCCAGCUCGCUUCCACACACUCUAUUAGUAGUGUUGCUUCUAGUCUUAGUACACUCGUUAUCGAUAGUUAUCAAGGAUCUAUUCUACGGCACUUUAUGUCUAUCGCCCCAUACAAUGAAUCUGCUUUACAUGUCAACACCCAGGAGGUGCCCUGGCGACUCUCCACCGGAUCGACAUUAAACCCCGUCGACUCGUUGGGUCGCGGUCCACUAACUGGAACCGUUCACGAGUACACGUAUGCGAUUGCUCAACGGUUUAUAGAUAUCAGCGGCACGUCAGCCUCCUUUGCUGUGCUUUCCGGGACUAAUUCUUCUCAUACAAUUCAGCAGUUUCCAGCUAAGACCUAUAUAUUUAGGCCAAUUAGCGACGCAAUGCAUAUUUCAAACUAUGACGAACUUCUCUUGGAUGUUUCUGCGGAUGGAACCUCGGCCACAGAUAACUCGGGCCCGGUUACGGACCAACAGUUUUCAGAGCACGAUGGUGUUACGCUUUUUCAAGUGACUUCACCAUCCGUUGAUGUUGCAAUUUCCACCAGCACUGCAACCCCAGCGUUUCAGGAUCCUGUUCUGGACUCCCUUAUGCUUUCAGCUUAUGGGGAUCCUACCCUGCUUGAUGCUCAUUCUGCUUAUGAGUUUUCAGAGCUUAUGAGACAUGCAGAGCCCGUUACCACACUAAACACCACAAACUUAUGCACCCCAAAGGCUGGACACGUACACGAUCCAUACUUAGUUAGUCCUACAACAAGUCAUCGCUGGGCUCAUCACCGUGCAUUCACUGCCCUGACCCCAACUAGUCUAUAUAUGCCAAAGUAUCUUAGAGGCCGAGCCAUGAAUGUUCCAGCAGAGAUUCAAUUGAAAAAACGAUUAUUCCAUGGCCGUCGUAUGAUAAGGAUAGUAGUUAGUAACCAACCCAUCAUUGGAGAUGGUGAAAAUGAUUGUACUGGCACUCUAUUCUCCUCCGUGGCGGGAAGCUCUGUCGAGGCCUACCAGGUCCUGCCAGUUGGUGCCCAGACGGAUGAUUUUAUGCCUCAGGAUGCAUUCAUUUUUUAUUGCAAAGACGGAAUGCAAGCUGGGUGGGAAGAUCAGGAUCUCUCCCAGACUAAUGCACUUUCUCCUCUGAAGGCCUCCCUCAUGUCGCCACUUGUGCCUUUUGCGCUCAAUGUUCCUGGAGAUAUAGGUUACCGGAGUGUACGAGUUAAUCGAGAAACAAUUCAAUCACCAAUCCUCAAGAAUAGUGUUCUUGCUGCGACACCGAAAGUGGUCAUUUUGCCGGAAAAUAGCACAAGUACACACGGUAGACGCUUUCUGGUGACGCCCAUACACUCAUCAACGCCACGCAAUGACUCUGGAUCUGGAUUUAAGUCUUUGAAUUAUCAUGCUCUAUCCAGCAAUGAAACAUCAAGCGAGAAGGGAUUAAGUGAUGUUAUUUCUGAUCAGAGCUACGACUCUCUCUUUAUUGAUACUCGUAAGCAAGUGAAACUUGCGGGUGCCAGUACAACUACUCCGUACAACUUCUCGCUAGAGUGUACUAGAAAGGAUUUGCGCGACAUUCCCUUGCCUCCAACGUUAAAGAAAAAUUAG